This is a messenger RNA of Sturnus vulgaris (Common starling), 400 nucleotides long. RefSeq names its product ATP synthase membrane subunit j (gene ATP5MJ). Lineage: Eukaryota; Metazoa; Chordata; Aves; Passeriformes; Sturnidae. Gene Ontology annotation, cellular component: mitochondrion. The record is from RefSeq and is a predicted model, not a curated record.
GCCCCGGACCCCUCCCCGUGCCCGUUCCCCGGUGUGACCUUCGCCGCUCCCCUGGCACGAUGGUGCAGACCAUGAUUCCAAAGGUAUUGAGGCCCAUGAAAUUCUACUUCUCUACUGUGUAUCAAGAAAUAUGGGUUGGUGUAGCAUUAACAAGUUAUGCCUACUACAAGAUUUCAUUUGGGGGCAAAAAAUCAUCAGGAAAUAAGUCCUCUGGUUCUGGCCAUCAUUAAAGAUCUCUUCUCUUCUUGGAAUGUGAAUUUGGUGGUUCAUCAACUCUACUGCAAAUGAAGCGAGUUACAACCAUAGGGAAAUGAAUCCUAGAACUGUACCUGAUCCAUCUGCUGUAAUUGGAAAAAGAAUAAAUCCAUUGAGCAAAAAGUAAUUAAAGAUGUUGGACGAU